CAGAGAGUUUGUUUUUGAAGUAUUUCUUGAUAUUUUGGUCAAUUUUCACAAAAUACUUGACGAUACUCAUGUUUAUCUAUGACGUAUAUCAGUAAAGCAAGGAUUUAAUCUGUCCGCUAAUCUACAAAAGAUCUGCCACUGUAACUAGCUAGCUAAGGUUAGCUAUUUCGAUGAUUGGUUAGCUAAUUUAGCUAGCAAAUGUAAUGUAAAAAGGACCUGCGUCUUCCGUUUGUAAUCAAGCUAGUGCAGAAAGGUAUGGCGUGCACUUUGGAAAAGGUUCUUGGCGAUGCUCGCACGCUGCUUGAGAGGCUCAAAGAGCACGACACGGCGGCGGAAGGACUGAUCGAACAGUCUGGAGCGCUCAGCCAGAAGGUUCAGGGCAUGAGAGAGGUGGGGAAUGCCCUUCCAGACAAGUACAUGGAGGAAAGUUCUGAGAUACAGGAGUUGUCAAAGUACAAGCCUCACGUCCUGUUAACGCAAGAGAAUACCCAAAUAAAGGAACUACAGCAAGAAAACCGAGAACUGUGGCUGUCUUUGGAGGAGCACCAGUAUGCGCUAGAAUUGAUCAUGGGUAGAUACCGCAAGCAAAUGCUACAGCUUAUGAUGGAAAAGAAGGAGCUGGACACAAAGCCUGUUCUUAGCCUUCAUGAGGACCAUGCCAAGGAAGUGCAAAGCCAACUGGAGCGGAUAUGCGAGAUGGGUCAGGUGAUGAGAAGAGCUGUUCAGGUGGAUGACCAGCAUUACUGCUCUGUGCGAGAGAGGCUUGCCCAGCUAGAGAUUGAAAACAAGGAGCUGCGAGAUCUACUGACCAUUAGUAAGAGUUCUGUGAGGCCACAGAAGGAAGACUCCAGCCAAUCAGCGACAGAGGAAGAAGCCGAACCAGGGACCAAUCAGUGAUGGAAUCGAUAGAGAAGAUCUCAGUUGCAUACUCCUCGCAUCCACUUCUCGUCUCCUUCUCAAAACCCUUUGGAUGAGAAAGCCAGAGGUCCCGCCCCUCUGACGUUCUCCUCCAGUGGGUUUUGAGGAGAGAGGACAGGAGGAGUAUGCAAUUGAGAACUUCCCAUAGAAAGGAGUUUGGAUUGUUCAUGGAGAAGAACAGUUCCCCAGGGCCACAAGACAGGGUCGAUUACAUUUUCACCACCGGUCACCCCUUCCCUUUAAGACAAAGUCCAUUUUUUGUGUUGUUAGUUACCAUUUAAUAUAUAUUUCCAAAGGUGCUCCUGCUGCCCAAUGAAGCACUGUAAAGGCACAGAGAAGAGAGAAUACUGUUUUUUUGUCAGGAAAGAUUAGCUCCUGUACAACAGUUUUAGUAUAGAGGGUGAACUUUUGCAUUGGCCAAAGAGAAUCACAUUUGCUUUUUAUGGCAUGGUCUCUAGCUUUUCAUUUUGAGUCAUCUGUUCAAAUGUACUUGCAACAUUGUAGAAAUAAUCACGUGGUCAAUUCACGGGAAACCAAAUGCCAACUCUCCCCACAUGGUUUAGCAGAUGUUAUGCUGUCAAAAUGCAAGUCUUGAUGUUUAUUCCCCUGGGCCUCAUAUGACCUCUUGUUGUCUCCAAAUGUUUCAAAUCAAAUUGCGUUUUUCAUGUGCUUACUUAUGGGCCCUUAAUGAACAAUGCAGAGUUUUUAAAAAGUAAGAAAUUCAGUCAAUCAAUUUUCAGUCUGACUUGCUUGUAGCAGAUUAACAGUUUGUAUCUGUAUGUAAUUAUCUGUUACUUUAGAACUAUUUGAAAUAUUUUGUCAGUGUCUGUAAUUGAUGUGUAAAAAAAACAUUUUUCAUGUCUGGUAUAAUACUUACACAAUGAGUCAGUGUGUGAGUGUAACAUGUUCUAGACAUUAGCGUUUGACCAUAACUUUGAUUAGAGGCUCUCUUUUUUUUUAAAUCUUUUUUUUUUACAAUCCAACAGCUUGACGGACUGUUGUCAAAUUGUUUAUGACAUUGUCAUCUCAGGAAACUUUCUUGUCAUUAUUGCAAAAGUGAGCUGCAAUUUCUUCAAUGCUUUGAUGAGUGAAUUUAUUAAUUUGAUGUGUCAAAUAAAUUGUCAUCAAAUGCCUAAUUUUACUGAUUUUAUUUUUACAGCAAAAGGAAAUGCAGACAUUGCAAGACAUGGAGCACUUGCUUGAUGGAUAGAUUUGGUGAAAAUGUCCCUUUACUCAGGAUGACAAAAAUGUUCUUUGAAUUUCCCAGUUCACUCAAAAGUAAUGGCGAUCUGAAAUUCGGGGCUUUCGCUAGAUGGACACAUAUUGCUUUUAGGUCUUCAAUUAAAACAAGCUAUCGUGAGAUUUAGGUUAUGGCUCCAGAAUCCAGGGACUGCGUUUGACAUUUUUAGCAAGAAAAAAAGUUAAUUAUGCCAGGAAAAAAGCUUAACUAAUGCCUCGCAUAUAGUGCCAUCAAACUUGGUAAAUAACCCAAUUUGUUCCAGAACGUUAGCUACGUUCUGCUUUGCCAGAUAAUAAAAGCAUGCUCAUGUCUUGAUUUGCUGGCUAGCUAUCUAGCUGUCACUUACUGCUAGCUUGGUCUGCUAAAGACUAGUAUAGUAGUAGCCAGUCAUCCUAUUCUCAUUAUAUAGCUAGUAUAGUAACACAGUAAUUUACACUCACUGUCAGUCCAGCUAGUCUGCAGGAUGUGCAUAACCAUAUAUUUUGCUAGUAGCAGACAUCUAAUGACAUGUCUCACUAUAUUGCUGCUACCUAACUGUCAGUGUCGGUCCAAAAGGGUGUUGGGCUGCAUAAGAGUAGCCUAAUAUUUCCAGGGCUGCCAACUUUUGAAGAAAAUUAGAUGAGAUUUGCUAUGAUAAUUUUAUUGCCCCCUGGCACAACCCCAAGAUGGGGGUCUGAAAAUGUUACUGUUUUAAAGCUCAUUUCCUGCAAUUCUAUGUAUUUUUAUAUGGUUUACGCCUAUCAUCUGAAUACAGGUCAAUUGUAUUCAGGAUGCUUUGAACAUUAAAAGAACACUCAAAAUUG
Messenger RNA from Salmo salar (Atlantic salmon), 2961 nucleotides. It is a transcript of the gene sike1, whose product is annotated as suppressor of IKBKE 1. NCBI's taxonomy places the organism in Eukaryota, Metazoa, Chordata, Actinopteri, Salmoniformes, Salmonidae. The record is from RefSeq and is marked provisional.